Messenger RNA from Magallana angulata, 1993 nucleotides. RefSeq names its product protein ABHD14A-like. The transcript has 5 exons. Lineage: Eukaryota; Metazoa; Mollusca; Bivalvia; Ostreida; Ostreidae. Gene Ontology annotation, cellular component: cytoplasm. The coding region runs from base 103 to 912 and encodes 269 amino acids. The record is from RefSeq and is a predicted model, not a curated record.
UAUCCGAACGUCUGUCGGAACGCAUCGGACUUUAAAAGUACUUUGUAAAAAAAAGAUUACACGUAUAUACGCACGUUUGUUUAAAUCACAGAUAAUAUGUAAAUGAGUCCCUCCGGCAUACAUGUCAACAAAUCAGUGGUCCUGCUUAUCCUGGCUAUCACGGUCGGGAUCAUCGUAUUCAACAACUACAAAUACUUCAGCACAUUCCUGAUGAAGAAGAAUACAGAUGUCGAGAUGACCAAGAUAUCUCAGGCUGUUCUAGACAAGGCUAAAACUCUAGACGUUGAAACGCACAAAAUAAAGGUGAAGAUAAAAGAUGGACAGAGUGUUGAGAUAGUUUACCGGGAUAUUUUGCCCAAGCUUGGGGGCAGGGAUAUUCUGUUUCUUCAUGGACAAGCAUUCUCUUCUGAAGACUGGGAGAAAACAAACACACUGGCCAUCUUUUCUGCUCUAGGGUACCAACCGGUCGCAGUGGAUUUACCAGAAGGUAAAAGUACGAAAAGUGAGAAGGUUGAUGUCGGAGACAGGGGACUUUUCCUCGAGAAGUUGAUCACUGCUCUGGAUCUGAGAACUCCCGUCAUUGUCAGUCCAUCCAUGAGUGGGAGCUACUCACUGCCCUUCCUCUUCAUGGACCCUGUAAAUAUAUCGAAGCGUUCCGCGGGAUUCGUUCCCAUAGCUCCAGUUCAGACGGAAAGUUACUCGCCAGAGAAGUACAAGAGUCUAAAUAUUCCAACAGCUAUUGUGUAUGGUGAAAAUGAUAAAUCGAUUGGUCCAGCAUCCACAACCAAUUUGAAGAACCUGCCUGACCAUGAACUCCACAUGAUAAAAGGAGCCGGGCACGCUGCAUGGAAAGACAAACCAGAGGAAUUCCAUCUCAUUCUCUAUAAGUUUCUCCUGAAGAAAACUAAGUAGACAUGGUCAUAAAUUUAUUUUGAGAUAUCAAGGACUAUUAGGUAUAAACCAUUUGUGUAAUUUUGUCAUAAGUCUGAUAUUAUGACGCAUCCAGAAUUGUAAGACCAUGUGCAGAUACAGAAAAUUUUCCCAGGAGGGGGAUCUGAGAAAUAGUUCAAUUUGGUUUAAUUUGUAGGGUUGAAAGUGGUAAGGCUAAGGCCUAUUUUAAAUAAGGAAGCUAGAUGGGCAACAACUCAACCAUCAGGUCUGCCUUAAGAUUUCAGAUAUUUUUUGUUUAGCUUUUAUUUAGUAAAGAGAAAUAUCAAUAUAAUUUAUCUUAGAUUUAGGUGGUUUUUCCCUAUAAUUUUAUACAGAGCUCUUUUUUUUUUCUUUUUAAAGAGGAUCAAUACAGUCUAAAAAAGGCCAUGACCAUCGAGUUCUCUUAAUAGGUUAAUAAAUGAUAAGACCCCCUACUUCUAUAUUGGUGCACGAGAACAAAGGUGACAUUGUCUACUUGUCUCAGUAUCUGUAUGUCUGUGUGUGUGUUUACAGCCAGUGGAUGAGCUUAAACAUGUUGAAGCAUGUUAAACAUGGUUAGAAAAAUUAAGAAUAGUGGUUUUUUUGUAUAAUCUGUCAAUGCUUUUCACUCUUAUGAUGUAUAAUACAGCAUUAAAAUGGGGUAACAAUUGAGGUACAUUGCUUAUUAGAUGCAUGUUGUCAUUCAUUUUUUGCCCUUAAAUUUUUAUUUUUGUUUGCAUUGAGAUGUUAUUCUUUCAUUUUUUUAGAUUUAGAUAAUUAUAGAGUUUUCAAUUUUUUCUCUAUAUAAUCCUGUAAUUUAGUCCUUUAAGUCCAUAUCAGUUGAUUAUACUUGAACCUUGUUUUAAAAUCUGAUAGACACUUUUUUUUUUACAUUUCUUUGAAUGUUCAACCAAAGAAAGUGUGAUUUUCCAAUGAAUAUAGGAAAUGUUUUCUUGAAAAUGUUUUUUAAAGUGAACCUCAAAUGAUUGAUUUUAAAACAUAGCAAGUGUGCCAAAAAAUUCCUAAUUUAUAAUAUCCUAAAUAAAGUCCUAAAUUAAAGCCCAGGGAAUAACACUUUAACUGA